Molecule: messenger RNA, 1926 nt
Organism: Marchantia polymorpha subsp. ruderalis
Lineage: Eukaryota; Viridiplantae; Streptophyta; Marchantiopsida; Marchantiales; Marchantiaceae
Source: the annotation of a GenBank genome assembly
GCGGGAGUCAGCGGCAGCGGCAUGGAGUCAGCGGACGGGGCGCGCUAGCGAGAAGAAGAAGAAGAAGCAGAGCAGCGGGUCCGACGAGAGAAUGCGGCUCCGACGAAUGCGUCGAGAGCAGAUCCCCGAGUAGGGAGGGAACGGGGCACCUCCGGCUGCCGGCGAUGGCUGCCGUUGGGCAGGCCUUGUGUUGCAGCAGCAGUAGCUGCGGAGGAAUCGAUGCUCACGCGCGCGGGCGAAGCUUCGCGACUCGCGACGGUGGUCGACACUCUCUUCUUCUUCUUCGUCAGGCCCAGCGGCGCCCGCCGAUUUGCCGACUGCGCUGCGUUGCGGAGUCGGAGCCAAAUGAUUUCUGGACCCGAGUCCAGAAGGCCUGGCGCGUUUUGACCGGCACCACGUCUGAGCGACAACGCGUGAAACAAAGGUUCAACAAUUUGCUUGUAAGGGACCGCGGGUUCAGCUCGACCAAUCUUGCUCGACUUUACAAUGUGGCCAAAGGAGCCAUUGAACAACACGUCGACCUCGAGCCAGAUGAAGAAGCAGAGGUGGUGACAGCAUAUGUGGAAAGAGUUGGAGAGUUGAGACUCGACUUCCGAGUGAAAAGAGUUAAGAGUAUACUUGCUGAUGAACCAUACGCUGGGGUUCCCAUGUCCAUCUCAGAAAUUGGGAUGAAAUCUGAGGGAAGUGAGUUGGGCUCGGCGGAGAAGAGGGACGAAAAGGUACAAGAUCACCAGACGUACGAACAUCAGGUGGAUGCGAAUCCGAGUGCCGUUGCUCCUGACCUAGAAUUCGAUCGUGUACUACAAUCGUCGUCUGACCCGCAAUCUCUUUCGUCUGUGUCCAUCAUAGAAGAGAGCGCAAGGACGGCUGUCGAGGUGGAGAGAUGAUGACUGUCACUCAUGUAAUUUAUUAGUGGAACGUGGCACAUCACUUUGUUAUACCCGAAAAGGAAAUUGGGAUAGAAAUGUAGGUUGCGCGAGAAAGUAGAUUUUGUCAUAUCAUAACAUUCGAUGCGUGUCUUGGAGUGACAGAGUGUUACAGAUGCAUACAAUCGUUUCACUUUUUUUUCAAAACGACGACUGUUCGGAAGAUGUGCAAGUGAAAGAGGUAUGGAUUAUUAAUAUGUUACUUAUUGGCACAAAUUUGCAAUCCAUUUUUAACUGCAGACAAUCUUUCAUCACAAUAAACUUUGUUGCAUGAUUUGGACAAUAGAUUAUCGGUUUUAGUUUCUCAUCGUCGAUAUCUAUCAUCUAAAUACAUACCAAGUGAAAAAAUUGUCCAUCUAUAUUUUUUCACUUAGAUGUGCACUGUCAACUAGGGUUUAAACUAUAAAAUCCUCGAGAUCUUUAAGUUUACAGUGUCAAACUGUUAAAAAUAACGACAGAUGGAAUAGCAUCUCGCAUUGUAAAUUGUCAAUCUCAUUCAGCCGCGUCCACCAGAACAUUCAGUCGCGUGCACAAAAACUUUUUACAAAGACAGGUAAUUUUGUUGUAUCCUACCACUUCAGUCACGCUGUCUACUUCUCUGGCGCCGUGAGUGGACUAAUGUGGCUAAUCUGUACAACUGUGGAAAUCCAUUUACAUGCAGAAGAUCACGUCCUACUCUUUACUCUGUUACACAUUCUGGAAAUUUUCCUCAGUCAGUAUGGAUGCGUUAAAAGUGUGCACACUGACAAAGAGUAUAAUUUAUAGUUUCGCCAUGAAACUUCUGGAUACAUGACUUGAGUCUGGUCACAAGCUAAUAGUGAGAAAGCGAGAUUUCAGAACAAAUAAUUGUUUUAUUUCAACAAUACCACUUUCACCUUGACAGUGUGCGUAUCUGUUGUUUGUUGCUAUCUUGUUGGUUGUCAGGAAGGAAAUAUGUUUUGAGCUUCCUCCAGCCAGGCAAAAUAAGCUUUUUGAUCAAAUAAAAUAAAGUAAACCUGGC